This is a messenger RNA of Hevea brasiliensis (rubber tree), 2049 nucleotides long. Its product is annotated as RNA polymerase sigma factor sigE, chloroplastic/mitochondrial. Gene Ontology annotation, molecular function: DNA-binding transcription factor activity. Gene Ontology annotation, biological process: DNA-templated transcription initiation; regulation of DNA-templated transcription. The coding region runs from base 329 to 1834 and encodes 501 amino acids. The transcript has 6 exons. The record is from RefSeq and is a predicted model, not a curated record. NCBI's taxonomy places the organism in Eukaryota, Viridiplantae, Streptophyta, Magnoliopsida, Malpighiales, Euphorbiaceae.
GGCUCUUCCAGUAUCUUACUUGUCAAGUUUUUCACCGUUGAUACGAUAAAACCAAUGUUUCUAGCCGUUGAUUAUUCAGAGAAAUUACUCGUGGACGCCGUAAUUUUCGUGUUUAUGAUUCCUAAUUAAAGCUCAAAAUAUUUAUAUUUUAGAUUCUGUGUUCUUUCUGUUUUGUGCGAUUGUUCCAGAAAUCACUAGAUCUGUAAAUUGAAGAUUCUGCAUGCGUUAUCUGGGAAGUUUGGUGUAGGUUUUGCUCUGUCCAUAAAGUGUUUGUGCAGUGAGAGCGUAAGUCUUCACAAUCCCUUAAAAUUCUCACUAGAAACUUGGCAUGGGAGUGGUAACUGCUUCCAGCUCAGCUGCUUGUACACCACUAGGAUUGAGCACAAAAUUUUCAAAUUACAAAUCCACCGUAAAAAGACCAUUGAUUGUGGCAUUUAAAGAAGAUAAAUCCAAUAACAUAGCUUUGAUUGCACCUCGUGAGCAAAUCCCAUUGCCUAUAGAGACACCCAAAGGGAAGAAGAGAAGAGGAAAAACUACCAAUGAAGUGUCUUCAAGCACCUUGGAAGUGGAUUACAAUGAAGCUGCCGCCAAGCUCGAGAAUUUAUACAAGAUUAGCCCUGCAGCUGAUACUUCUGAUGUGGAUGUAAAUGGCUUGAUUGGGAAAGGUCUUCGAAGGAAAAGGAAAACUGGUGAAGGUGACAGGAAAGCAGAAAAUAGAGCUAGUGAAAUCGUUGUUGGGAACCCUGCGACGAAAACUAAACGAUUGAGCCUUGAUAAAAGAAUUGCAAUGAGGAAGACCAAGGAAGAGGAAAUGGUACCUUCAAUUAGGAAGAAAACAGAUGCUAAGGAUGAGAAUGAAAAGAUUGAGGAACUUGUGAGGGUGUAUUCUGCUUCAACUGAUUUGGUUAGCUUGGAUUGGAAAAAAAUGAAGAUACCUCCAGUUCUCCCUUCAACAGAGCAUGCCUGGUUAUUCAAGUUAAUGCAACCCAUGAAGGCACUCCUUCAAGUGAAAGACUAUUUGCAGAAAAAUUUGGGAAGAGAACCAACUGAAGAUGAAUUAGCUGAGGCAACAAAUAUGAAUGCGGAGCAAGUAAGAAAACAGAUGGAAGUUGGUCGAGCUGCAAGAAACAAGCUUAUCAAGCACAAUCUACGCCUUAUACUGUUUGUAAUCAAUAAAUAUUUUCAAGACUUUGCUAAUGGCCCAAGAUUUCAAGACCUUUGUCAAGCAGGAGUUAAAGGACUUAUUACAGCAAUUGAUCGCUUUGAACCCAAAAGGAGAUUUCGGCUCUCCACAUAUAGUCUUUUUUGGAUUAGGCAUGCCAUAAUACGAUCAAUGACACUCUCAAGCUUUACACGUGUCUCAUUUGGCCUUGAAUCAGUAAGAGUGGAGAUCCAAAAGGCCAAACUUGAGUUGUUGGUUGAGCUUCAAAGACAACCAACAGAGGAAGAGAUUAUUGAGAGGGUGGGAAUCUCCCCUGAGAGGUAUCAUGAAGUAAUGAGGGCUUCAAAACCUGUUUUCUCUCUCCAUUCGAGGCAUGCAGUUAUCCAAGAAGAGCUCAUCGAUGGGAUUGCUGACAUUGAUGGAGGUGAUAACUGGAGGCAACCAGCUCUUCUAAGGCUUGCUCUUGAUGAUGUGCUUGAUUCUCUAAAGCCAAAGGAGAGCCUAGUGAUUAGACAGAGAUAUGGACUCGAUGGUAAAGGUGACAGAACAUUAGGGGAGAUUGCUGGUAACUUAAACAUCUCAAGAGAAAUGGUUAGAAAGUAUGAAGUGAAGGCGCUCAUGAAACUCAAGCACCCAGCUAGAGUGGAUUAUCUUCGCCGUUAUGUUGUCUGAACUAAUUAACUUCACAAGGUUUGCUUUCAUUGCUUAUGAUUAUUCAUCACCAGUUGCUGUAUACUGAUGACAUGUAUCAUAGUCAUUCUAACUACAUAAAUUAAAUAGAGAAAUCCCAUACAAUGUAAUAUACUUAUGCAGAACUUGGAGAUUUCAAAUCACCACAUAUACAUAUCAUAAUGUCACUCCUUUAUAAUCUGAUAAUCUCUUUCACA